Messenger RNA from Aspergillus mulundensis, 423 nucleotides. RefSeq lists its product as uncharacterized. Bases 1 to 423 code for a protein of 140 amino acids. The record is from RefSeq and is a predicted model, not a curated record. Lineage: Eukaryota; Fungi; Ascomycota; Eurotiomycetes; Eurotiales; Aspergillaceae. The transcript has 3 exons.
AUGUCCUCCCUCCAAGGAAAAGGCACCACCUCCUCGGACAACCAACCCACAACCUCGACCCGCGGCGGCGCAAGCGCCUACCCAACCCCUGCAAACAACUCGGGCGGCGGCGCAGGCUGGGGCGACUCGGGCCUUCUAAAGGGCGGUCUUGAGGGCGUCAGCAACCGCCUCUCCAGCUCCUCCGGCGAGUCCCACUCCGGCAAGCUCUCCAGCGUCACUGGCGAAUACGCCUCGCUCAAGGAACAGAAGACUGCUGGGGAGCAGCGGUAUCAGCAGGAUGUUGAUGAGGCGGGCGGUGUCGUGCCUAGCUCGGGUGAUCAUGCCGAUGCGAGCUUUAUGACUGGGAAGCCCGGUGGGCAUGGGACUUUGCCGGGCUGGGAGACGGCUAAGGGGGCUGUUAAUAGUCUGAUGGGCAAUGAGUAA